Nelumbo nucifera (sacred lotus) is the source of this 1437-nucleotide messenger RNA. RefSeq names its product UDP-glycosyltransferase 86A1-like. Gene Ontology annotation, molecular function: quercetin 3-O-glucosyltransferase activity; quercetin 7-O-glucosyltransferase activity. The record is from RefSeq and is a predicted model, not a curated record. NCBI's taxonomy places the organism in Eukaryota, Viridiplantae, Streptophyta, Magnoliopsida, Proteales, Nelumbonaceae.
AUGCUUGCGCACGGCACUGGCCAAAAGCCUCAUGCCAUCUUUAUUCCCUACCCACUCCAAGGCCAUGUAAUUCCAUCAGUCAAUCUUGCCUUGAAGCUUGCAUCAAAAGGAUUCAUCGUCACUUUUGUCAACACCCAAUCCAUCCAUCACAAGAUCUCCAAAGCCCAGCCAGGGAGUGGCGGAGACAUCUUCGCCGAUGCCCGGAAAUCCGGUAUCGACAUCCGCUACGAGACCGUCUGUGAUGGACUGCCCAUUGACUUCGACCGGUCACUCAACCACGACCAGUUCAUGGCCUCCCUCCUACACGUAUUCUCUGCCCAUGUCGAGGAACUCAUCAGAAGGAUUGUUCAGCAGGCCAGCCCUCCACUCACCUGUCUGAUCGCUGACACAUUCUUCGUGUGGCCAUCAAUAUUGGCAAAGAAGUUCGGCCUUGUUUAUGUUUCCUUCUGGACAGAAGCCGCCUUGGUCUACGCUCUGUACUACCACGUCGACCUUCUACGGCUGAAUGGCCAUUUUGGUUGUAUUGACAAACGUGAGGACACCAUAGAUUACAUUCCAGGCGUGUCAAGCUUAGAACCGACGGAUCUCAUGUCAUACCUUCAAGACACGGAUACGUCGACGGUGGUGCACCAGCUGAUAUUCAAGGCAUUCCAGGAUGACAAGGGAGCGGAUUUCGUGAUAUGCAACACGAUACAGGAGCUCGAACCAGAGACAAUCUCGGCUCUGCAGCUGGAGAAGCCAUUCUUUGCUAUAGGACCAAUCUUCUCAUCCGGUUUCACCAAGAGCAUGGUCGCCACCAGCCUGUGGGCGGAGUCCGACUGUGCCCAGUGGCUUGACACCAAGCCUCAUGAGUCUGUCUUGUACGUCUCGUUUGGCAGUUAUGCUCAUAUCGGUAAACAGGAGAUUGAAGAGAUAGCACAUGGAAUUUUGCUCAGUGGAGUUUAUUUUGUUUGGGUGGUUCGACCAGAUAUCGUAAGCUCGGAGGACACCGAUCCUCUUCCUGAAGGGUUUAGAGAGGAGAUGGGGAAUAGAGGGUUGAUCGUGCCUUGGUGCAACCAGAAUUCAGUGCUGAAGCAUCCUGCAAUCGGAGGGUUCUUGACCCACUGCGGCUGGAAUUCAACAUUAGAGAGCAUCUGGUGUGAAGUUCCAAUGUUGUGCUUCCCUCUGUUGACCGAUCAAUUCACCAACCGGAAAUUAGCGGUUGAUGAUUGGAGGGUCGGGCUGAAUUUCAAAAGUAAAUUGGGUAUUAAUCAGAAAGAAGUCGCAGACAAAAUCAAAACUCUGAUGAAUGGAAAUGCUGAGUGUCGGAAGGAGAUAAAGAAUGUGAAGAAGGCACUGGAAAAUGCAUCGGGGCCUGACGGAUCAUCUGAGAAAAAUUUUGACCAGUUCAUUAAGGAUCUGACACUAAGAAUUCAGAAGAAGGAACUUAGUACAUGA